GCAGACUAACAGUGAGACUCUCUGAAAAAUGACAUUGUUCAUCCCAGAUAUGGCAGCUGGACAUAUGUUUUUGGUCUUCCUCAUUUUCUAUACCUUCCAAUAUGUCAAAGCCCAAGAUCGUCCUAAGCCCAGUCUGACUCUGAAUCAUGCAGUCAUCAGAGAGAGAGAAUCUAUUCAGCUGAUCUGUGAGACUCCAUCUGUAUCUGAGUCUCAGUGUCACUUCAUCAUAGAGGGGAAACAGAUCUCACAUCCUUCACCAUGUCAGAGCACACUAACAGGAUAUCAGCUGCUUCACUGGGCAGGUCAAAGUUCACCUGUUGAGGUCAAAAUUCUAUGUUUCUACAUGGUGGAGACAAACUAUUCAUCAACACACAGUGACCCUGUCUCAUUGAGGAUUCUGGAUCAACGAAACCUCCCUCAGCCCAAUCUGAUAGUGAUUCCCACAGUUAUCAGAGAGGGAGACUCAGUUCAGCUGAGCUGUGUGACUCCUCAAUCUCUCUCUGAAUGUCAGUGUGGUUUCUAUGAAGACACGAAACUUCAUCUACCAGAACGAUCCUGUGAACAGACGGUCACAGGAACUCAGCUGCUUUCUUGGGCAGGCCAAAAAUCGUCAGCUGUGCUCCAGGUGCAGUGUUUCUACGUUGUAGAAAGAUAUUACCCAUCUCCUUCCAGUAAACCAGUCAUUGUCACAGUCCAGGGUUCAACCACUUCUUUGACCUCCAUGGCAACAUCAUCAGGUUUGACCACUCCUUUGACUCCCAGCAAGGCAGUGAAUCCUACAUCAGGUUCAACCACUUCUUUGACCCCGACAGCAAUGACAUCAGGUUUGACCACUCCUUUGACUCCCAGCAAGGCAGUGAAUCCUACAUCAGGUUCAACCACUUCUUUGACCCCGACAGCAAUGACAUCAGGUUUGACCACUCCUUUGACUCCCAGCAAGGCAGUGAAUCCUACAUCAGUGAAACCAUCAUGGCUUGCAGCAAUAGUUGUGGGUAUUUCACUGGCCAUGUUCCUGGUGGUGGGAUUAACAGCUGUCUGUCUGUAUAAGAAGACACAUAGAAGCAAAUCUCAGAGACCUCAAGCCAAACAGGACAAACAUAAGCAACAAUUAGUGAUGACAACCGAAAGCAGUGGAACUAUGGUGCAUUCAGGGGAUAAGGGACCUUAUACUCUCAUCCCCACGGUGCUGACCACGUUCAUGCCCUCAGGUCCUGUUGGAGAAAAUGAAGAAUCCUCUGAAUAUUACAAUUUUGACACAGACCAAGUGUACUGUUCAAUCCCUGACAGAACAGCAGCCUCAGCCCAGACAUACUACAACAUUGGCUUUCUGUAGAUAGUCUUCUGUACAGUUGCAUGUUUUAUUUUUGCUCUCUAUUCAAUCUCUUUGGAUUUGAAAUAUAACAAUGACAAUGGGAUAAAAAUAUAGAUAUAGAACAAAUAAAGCAUUGGUGAGUUUAGCAUUAUCAAACAACUUAGUAGACCCAAGAAGACAAUUAGUGGAUGACCAAAGAAUACUUUUAAGAUGAUGGAAAAACAUCCAACAACAGUCCAACAGACCUGGAACAUUUUCCAUGAGGUUGAGACUCAAAACAGUCAGUAAUGUAAGUUCUCAUUUUGAACUUAUUCAGCAACUCAAUCUCCUACAAUUUAAGUCCAAGAAUUAAUUAAAUGCUGGGAGACCAUUUUUUGUUUUAGAGUUCUGUUCUAAAACAACUACAGUAUAUACAGUUCAGAUUAGUUUUUUGCUUUGUAUGAAAUGCUCUCUGCUGUAAGAAAGCAAUAAUACUUUUUCAUUACAAAUAUUGAGGUUUGUUAGUACUUACUUAUCUCAUUCUUUCAUAGUCCAUAGAACUGCCUUGUCAUCAACAAAACAUCUUGAGUCCGUUUUCCCAGAAAGAGAUUAAGCAUUGAACUGCAACUCCUUUUCUUGAGAAAUUUCCCUUGACAUUUUAUAGUCAAGAAAUUCUUAACUAGUGCAAACAACAUGGUUCAUCGGAACAAGUCCUUACAGGCACCACUCUACACUAGACACUUCCCAUUAGUAUGAUGUUAAUUACUCGUCUCCAUUGUUCUUCCUUUCAUUUUUUGCUCUAAUCAGCUUACUUCAAUUUUUCUGGUAUUUAACAUCAAUCACAACAUAUAAAGGAAAGUCUUUAACUUUUUAGAUCACAAUACUUAACCACAAGUAUAUUUUUGUUUUUGUUCACAAAUGCAAUUAAAUCAGACAUUGAUUUUUAAUAUUGAACUAAAGCUAAGAGCAGUACAUUAAUACAAAGCGGACGCAAAGGAAAAUAUCUAGACACAUGACACAGAUGUGUCAUCCUUUUUAUAUUCUGUUGUGGACAUUAUGAAACCUGAUGCAUUCUUACUGUUUAAAGGACUGAGUCCCAUUGUUUGGAUGUGAGAAUGAAUGAGUUACUAGUUAAAGAUGCCGAGAGGGACAUCUGUCCUAGGGGGACAUCCUUUACCAGCAUCCUUGAUCAGCACCAGUGGAUUAGAUGGUUACUCAUAAAUCAGUAAAUCUGUAUAACCCUUUAGUGUCUCUGUUGAUUAUACAGACAUUGCCUCUCCUUAGGAGUUAAGGAUAAGGUGGGGGGACAGCCCGCCCUUUGGGUAAAUGUUACACAUGACAGAUGGGCAAUA
Messenger RNA from Esox lucius (northern pike), 2643 nucleotides. RefSeq lists its product as uncharacterized. NCBI's taxonomy places the organism in Eukaryota, Metazoa, Chordata, Actinopteri, Esociformes, Esocidae. The transcript has 16 exons. The coding region runs from base 29 to 1333 and encodes 434 amino acids. The record is from RefSeq and is a predicted model, not a curated record.